AUGAAGAAGCCUUCGAAAGAUACAGUAAAUUAUCAGGAAGAAAUUGAUCUGAAUGAAGGCCACUGGAAGAACAAAAUGAAAAAUAAAAUUAAUGGUUUUCCAGAUUAUCACAACUCAGUAUUCGAAGCUUGUGACAGUCUUGGUGUUGAUGAUGACGAGUUUCAUAAUGUUGCUAUAAUUGAGAAUAUGUUAAAUUGUGACUACAGUGUUCGUGGAGCAGUUGUGAAGUUUGUUGAUGAACACGCUGAAGACGUUCUGUUAUGCAGUUUGAAACAUUCAUGGAUCUCAUCAAACUUGUUUUUACAAAAUCCUUUUUGUCUAUUUUCUUCCUUUUUUCUAAAAACAUUUUCUGCUAUCCCAAAAUCUUUUCUAACAGCAGAACUUUUAUUGAAAUGUUAUGACAGUAUUUUUGCAAAAAAGCUUAAACAGGAAUCAUUUUUGAAAAUAUUUUUCAAAAUGCUUAUGAAAUACUAUGAUUUUUCAACUAUCCUGUUUCAAAGGCAAGAAUAUAUUUUGUCCAAUGGAAAAAAUUUGAAUAUUUAUAUAGCAUAUCAAUUGGAUUUACGCAAUAAAUGGUUAAAAUUAUUUACAUGUUCCAACUCAUCAAAAAUUUGUUGGUUUUCAAAACGUCCAUCUCUUCUAGUAAAAUAUUUAACAUCAUGCAACUCAAACGAUGUGCAAACUAUGAUGAAAAUGUCAAUUGAUAUUGGAAAUGGAAAUCAAAAUUUCAUUAAAUCGAAGGAUCUUGUUGUCCUUAGUGAAGAUAAAUUAUCACCAAAAAUCCAUGCAGUGCAUCAGCAAGAUCUCAUAUAUUACAUUACACAUGAAAGAUUGAGGGUGGCCAGCAAAUCAGUUGGAAGAAAAUUCAAGAAAUUUGUUUCACCCGUUAAUGUUUGA
Molecule: messenger RNA, 897 nt
Organism: Helobdella robusta
Lineage: Eukaryota; Metazoa; Annelida; Clitellata; Rhynchobdellida; Glossiphoniidae
Exons: 3
Coding region: 1-897 (298 amino acids)
Source: RefSeq, a predicted model, not a curated record